Molecule: messenger RNA, 3261 nt
Organism: Monopterus albus (swamp eel)
Lineage: Eukaryota; Metazoa; Chordata; Actinopteri; Synbranchiformes; Synbranchidae
Gene: ccdc178
Product: coiled-coil domain containing 178
Exons: 20
Coding region: 130-2694 (854 amino acids)
Source: RefSeq, a predicted model, not a curated record
CGCAGCCCCUUGUUGCUAAGCAACAUCCACAGAAGAUUGACAGCAACUUCAGGGACUCAUUCGGAGAAAACUUCAAUAAAAGGCUGAAAACUGGCUUGAAAAGUGAUAUUCCAUUCGGAAGUUGCAGCAAUGCCAGAUGUUGAACCCCUCAGAUUCCCAUCAAGGGAAGGACGACCUAGUCAACAAGAUCAAGCAGAUUUUCAGUUUGCCUGCACUGGUAGACGUCGCCCUUGUGUUUUGCUCAACAGUCCCUCACCAUGUGUCAACAAGGCUGUUUACCAUAUCCAAGAGCUGAGGAAGACUGUGGAACAAUGGUGUCAACAGUCACAGACUGAUCAGGACAAGAAAUGCAGCAAAACUUUGAGACUUGAGCCCAGAGAUUCAGAUACAGAAUCAGUGACUGAGUUGUUUGUGGAAGGCAUCGCAAUUUGUCCUAGAGCUUACAACACAGUAGGCCAGUCGCUUAAAGUGUUCCAUCCCCCAGAAAGUUGUCCAUUAUCGCCACUACUGAAGAAAAUAAAUGAUGUCCUUGGAGAGGUGGUGUAUCUGAUUGAGCAGCUGGAGGCUGAUCGCCAGUAUGCAGAGGAAGCUAUCCAGAAAGAGAAGACAAGAAAAAGAUUUCUGGAGAGCAAAAUUGACAGUAUUUCACUCUGGAAGAAACAAGAACAUUCGUUUGUUGUCCAAAAAGAGCAUGAGGCUUGCAUCAGAGACAACACUGAACUGAAGUGGCAGCUAAAACUGGAAAGGCAGAAACUUCAGCAGAACCAGGAGAAGUUGUCACACACUGAGGUGUUGAACCAACGCUUACAUGAGGACAUCAGCUUUGCCAAAAAACAAAUCCCCAUUGUGAAAGAAAACCUGGACUUCCAGAGAGACAUCAUAAAUCAAAUCAACACUGCGCAAGUUGAGGCUGAUGAAGAAUACUCAAAGACACAAAGUGAUCUUAAAAUGGCACAGAAAGAGUUUCAAAAAUUUAAGCUGGAUGCCAACACUGAACAGAAAUCUCAGGACUCAGAACUGUUUGAAACAAAGGCCCAGCUGGCUAAGAGACUGGAAGCUGUAAAUAAUUUAAAGGUGUAUGAUGAAGGUCUAUAUGCUCAAAUAAAGGAUGCUGAAAAGGUGGUUGCUCUUACAGAAGAAAAGUGUGAAGCCAUUACACAGCAUAUCCCUGAAAUGAUGGAGCUUGAGAAAACUGAAAAGGACCAGAGUUUGCAACUGAAACUUCGAUUUGAGGAUGAAGUACAAAAGAAUAAGAAAUUAAAAAAGAAACUCAGUGCAUUACAGGAAGACAUUGAGAAAACUAAACUUAAUAGAGAAGCAGAGGUUUCCUGCAUAGAAGAGCAGCUCCAUACAAAACGUAAUACUUUUGCAUUGCUCCAUAAAGAAAACAUGGUGUAUGAACAGAAUUUAGAAGACUUCAAGACAAAGAUUUCUAAGAGCGAGAAAGCAGUGAAGCAGAUGCGUGAAGAGAAGAAGCAGAUGCUCCAGAAGAUCACUGACAAUGAUGAGCAAUGGGAAAAGGCCAAGGAAGAGGCGACCCAAGUUGCAGCCCAGCACAGUGUCACCCAGACAAAGCUGAAAGAGCAGGAACAGCUCACCUUGAUUGAACAACAGAGGGCAAGGAAAGAGAUUGAAACCCUGAGGAAAGACCUGACAAGUCAGAUGACUGAGAUGGAAGUACUGAAGGGUCAAUGUGCAACUAUCAGUGAAGAAUUGAAACAUCGGCAAAGGAGCUCAGAGCUAACUAACCAAAAACUUCAGAAAGAAUUUGAAGAUGCAUCUUCAGCAACAAAAGCUCUGGAGUCAAAAAUUCUGAAUAUCAAGAAACUGACAGAACAUUUGGAAAGGAUUCAGUGUGAGCACAGGAAUAUGUUAGACAACCUUGAGAAGGAGAAAAAACUUAAAGGUGAUCAUCUGAGAGUCGCUAAGGAUUUACACACCACCACUAUAAGGAGCUAUGACUCCACUCUGGGCAGGAUCAGUGACCUCACAAAGAAGAUUGAAGAAUACAGAGAUGCUUCAGAUAAAAUGGAAAAAACGGUUGAAAACAUGACAGAAGUCAUAGCAGAACUUCAAAGUGUGUUUGAUGUGGUGGAUUUCAGAAACAAAUCAGCUGCUCUCAUAAUGAGCACCUUGAAGUCUGAUAUUAAUAACUGCCAACAACGAACACAGCGAUCCGUGCAGACACACACUGCUCAUGUUACAGCAAGAAAAAUGAAAAUGGAACAUACCAAGGAAGCACUCAAAAUUGCACUGGAGGAGAACAAACGGCUGGCCAAAGAGUAUGAAUGUUUUAAGAAGAUCCUCAUGGAGGCCAGACAGGAGGCAGUGUCUGCACUGAGCAAGAAAAACCAUGAACAAUCAUCUUUUCAUUAUUACACACAGCUCUCUUUGUUGCAGAAGAGGAUGCACAAAGCUUUGGUGAAAUACUUCAAACAACGCAGCCUCUAUAGCCAGGCUGAACUGGAUCGGUGCCAGGCUCUUUCUCAAGAGACCGACCAGAAAAUAAAAACAGCCCAGGUCCAGGUAUUCUACCGGAUGGUAGCAUAUUCUUUUGGAUACUUCAGUAACUCCAUGUUAUACUUGGCAUUGUUUGAGCGUCAACCAGCUAGUCAGUUGCUUUGUGUCUCCUUUGCCAAGAAGGUGCAGCCAGGCAAAUAUCUACCAAGGCUUUGUGCUUCGCUACUGUGGUAGAGUUACAGACACUACUCUUACAGUACCUUAAAGUCUAUACACACAGUCAUCAGAUCUCAGACAGAUGUGAUGGAUGAUGUCUGCAAGAUUGCCUAUGCAGUGACCCCAAGACUAAGGCUAGCUCUGCCUCUGUAGAUAAUUCUAUACACAUUGUGCUUAGUCACAUUGCAUUAACAUUUGAGCCUGUUACCAGUUUAGCAGAGGAAUUUAUGAUUUUAUUUGUAAUUUAGAGUGCGUUCAUUAGAACACAUGGAAGAUAUGUGUUAGAGCUUCUUCUUUCUGAGAAGAAUAACCUUCUGUCUCGCAGAAGAGUAGCAGCAUAUUCUGCAAGGUUGAGAAGUAAGGAUCUUCAAUUAGAGGAUAAUCGGUGUCUAAUCUGUGCUGUGAUUCGAGAUGAGGUCAAAGAGGACAGAGGGACAGUGAUGAAUCUUUAUGAAAUGUCCUGUCCGGCAUUACUGCCGAGCCAGGUGGCAUGCAAUCAAACUAUGGAUCACUUUUUACUUUUACUCCUUACUUAACAAUUACUUGACCUCUAACUAGCCAUGUUUGUCAGUUGCAAUCUGUUGU